Messenger RNA from Purpureocillium lilacinum, 1794 nucleotides. RefSeq lists its product as uncharacterized. Gene Ontology annotation, cellular component: Cdc73/Paf1 complex. The record is from RefSeq and is a predicted model, not a curated record. Gene Ontology annotation, molecular function: DNA binding; RNA polymerase II C-terminal domain phosphoserine binding. Lineage: Eukaryota; Fungi; Ascomycota; Sordariomycetes; Hypocreales; Ophiocordycipitaceae.
AUGGCCGACAUCGACGACGAGCUCCUUGCCCUCGCGGGCGGUGACUCGGAGGAUGAGGGCUCCGUCCGCUCCAGCAGAGGGCCCUCGGCGUCGCCGCCGCCCAGGGACUCGGGCAAGUCCAAGAAGGCGAAACGCGCGUCCAGAGGCGAUGAAUCCGAGGAAGAGGGUGAAGCGCUCUCCACGGCAUCAUCACCAAACUCCCUCGAAUCAGCACCAAUGGACGAGUCGGACUCGGACGACGAGCAGCCCUCUCGUUCUCGCGCCGCCGCGUCUCGUGGCGGUGAUGAUGACGACAAAUACCCUGUCGAUGGCAUGUUCAUGAGCCAGACCGAAAAGGCGGAGAUUAUGGCUCUCCGUGAGGUCGAGCGAGAACAGAUCAUCGCAGAUCGUAUCUCUGAGAUUGAGCGGCAGCGCCAGAACCGCUUGCUGCGACAGAUGGUUACGACGGUUGAGAACGAGGAGCGCAAGACUGUCAAGAAGAAGCGGACCGCCGACACCGCCGAGCUCGAGGAUGACGACCGCAGGUCGUCUCGUCCGCGCACCGGCAAGCCGGCUGAGACGGCCAUGGACUCGCUCCGCCGUGCCAGAGCCGAGAAGCAGAGGCGGAAGGAAGACCACGAGCGCCGAAAGGACUACUCGCCCAGACGGGACUCUCGCGAGCCCGAGAGCGAUGACGACUUUGGACGCGCCCGAAGUCGGACGCCUGAGAAGGAACUUGACAAGGAACUCCCCCCGCCGGAGCUUAAGGACUACGAAAAGGUGCGAGUCGGUCGAAAUCAGUUCUCUCAGGUGUGCCAGACGCCCGGUUUCGAGGCUGCCAUUACGGGAUGCUACAUCCGUGUCUCGGUUGGCGCGCAUCCGGAAACGGGUAUCGACCAGUAUCGGAUGGCGUUGAUCAAAGGCUUCACGACCGGUAGGCCCUAUGCGAUUAUGAGUCCUAAUGGAGCUUUUAUUACGGACCAGUACGUGAAGGCGGCACACGGCAAGGCAAUUAAGGAAUUCCCCUUCAUUGCCGCCUCUAGCGGAAAGUUUAGCUCGGCCGAGCUCAACCGCUACCAAAUUACGUGCAACAACGAAGGCGUCACCCUGCCCAAGCGCGAAUUCCUGUGGGACAAGGUCGAUGCCAUCAAUUCACUCCUUAACCAUGUCUGGACGGGUGAAGAAAUCAAAGCACGACUGGCCAAGCGCAACGAGUUCAAGCGCCAAUUCGACCCCGCAGAGCGCGAACGUGUUGCUCGGUUGCUUGACGAGGCUGUCUCGAGAGGCGAUGAAGAGGAGGCAGACAGACUACAGCAGGAACUUGACAAGCUCAGCAAGCAGCGUCUGGCGUUCAAGACGACUCUCGGGCCGUCAAAGCUGACGGACACGGCGGCCACUUCUUCGGAGCAGGACUGGCUGGCUGAGCGAAACCGAGAGAACCGACGCAUGAACGCCGAGCUAGUCCGCAAGGCGCAGCUCAAAGAGAAGGCCAAAGCGCGCGAAGUGGAAAGGGCUAUCAGCCGAGGCGAGGCGGUGCCCGACGACCCAUCUCGACGGCUGCGGACAAAGGCCAAGUUCGUGCACGACGUCAACUCGACCCCCCAGAAGCCCUCGCAGAACGGUAGUGCCGCGAGCACGCCGGCCAACGGAGGCACACCCAAGGUGGCGCCUACGAAGCCGCAGAUGGCGUCCCACCUGGCUAAGCUGCAGGAGAAGAAGUACGAGGAGAGCAAGGGCCUCCCCAUGAUCCACAAGCCACUCAUGGAUGACGACGUCAUUGGAGCGCUUGACCUGGAUAUUGAUGUCGAGAUUUGA